Messenger RNA from Gongylonema pulchrum, 3849 nucleotides. NCBI's taxonomy places the organism in Eukaryota, Metazoa, Nematoda, Chromadorea, Rhabditida, Gongylonematidae. The record is from the annotation of a GenBank genome assembly.
AUGCUUUAUCUAAAACUAAUACUUUUCGCUGUAUUUUCAACGGAGCGGUUGUCGCUGAACAGGAGAAUAUCGAGAUUUGCUGACGCCGCGGCCUGUAAAGGAUGCUCCCCGCCGUGCAUUUGCCCCGGCCAAAAAGGAGAACGGGGUGUACCAGGAUUCCAAGGUGAACGAGGUCAUCCAGGAGCACCGGGUCAGGAUGGCGGUGAGGGGCCGCAUGGCGCACCGGGUAUGCAAGGUACUGAAGGUGACUACGGCGAUCCUGGUCUCAAGGGUGUCAGGGGUGAUCGAGGCUUGCCAGGUGUCCCAGGCCAUGUUGGACUUCAAGGUCUUGAUGGUCUACCGGGCAUGAAAGGGCUAGCAGGUCCGCCGGGUCCCAGAGGCCCACCCGGUGAACCGGGACGAGCCGGAUAUCCUGGACCGCCCGGUGAAGGAGGUAUCAACUCUAUCAACAGGAAAGGUGAUCGAGGAGAUCCAGGUCGCGCUGGAUUACCAGGCUCACCGGGUUUUCCGGGAUUACCUGGACCGAAAGGCGUUAAAGGAGAUCCAGGGCCAUAUGGACCGCCAGGUUUUCCCGGUCCGCAAGGUCCAAAAGGACGGAUGGGAACGCGAACACCGGGUGUGAAAGGCGAAAAAGGAUUAGCGGGACCACCGGGACCACCUGGACCGCCGGGAACUUUUGCUGGAGCAUCCGCACCGGAAGAAACUGAAGUCAUCCAGGGGCCUGCAGGACCACCAGGUUUGAAAGGCGAAAAAGGACGAGUGGGACCGGUUGGACCUCAUGGAUUUGCUGGUGCUGAUGGUGCACCUGGAUUUCCAGGAAUUAAGGGGCAAAAAGGAGAUCCUGGUGAUCUGGGAGCAAGAGGCAAACGUGGGAAAGAUGGCAGCAUGGGCUUGAUUGGGCAGAAAGGUGAGACCGGUAUUCAGGGUGUACCGGGCCUUGACGGUUAUCAUGGACAGAAAGGUGCUGCUGGUGAACUGGGUUACGAUGGUCGUGUUGGGCCAGAGGGUGAUCCUGGACCACCGGGUGAGUUUGGUGCUGGUCGAGGACAGCCAGGACCACGUGGCCUGCAAGGCUUCGAUGGAGCACCGGGACCAAAGGGUCGACCAGGAAGCCCAGGUAUUAUGGGCCCAGUCGGUGCACGAGGUCCAAACGGUGCCCCGGGUCCUCAGGGUGCUCCCGGCAAGAGAGGUAUGCAAGGAUACUCGGAGAAAGGCGAACGCGGUGCAGAUGGGAAUCCAGGAUACGUCGGAGAUGCCGGUGCACCGGGUGCUCCUGGGGAAAGCGGAAGAAUGGGUGAACCAGGUCUACCCGGAUUUGACAUUCAAGGACCCCCGGGAAUUGAAGGAAGACCGGGACGUGAUGGUUAUCCGGGUGUUCCGGGUGAUGUUGGCGAUCCUGGUUUAACUGGUCUCAAGGGAUUUCCGGGAACUGGAGUGUCGAAAGUGGGCCCGCCCGGUAUGAUGGGUUUAAUUGGACCACCUGGAGAAAACGGGCGAAUCGGUUUGGACGGACUACCAGGAAGUCCUGGAUAUCCUGGCGAGAAGGGUGACGACUGUGGUUAUUGUCCAGCUGGCAUACCAGGACCGAAAGGUGAUGCCGGUGUUCCGGGACAAGACGGAUAUCCUGGUCCUAUGGGACCGAAUGGAAAUCAAGGAGCGCCGGGAAUGAAGGGAUUACCGGGCUUUCCUGGUCUGAAAGGUGAGGCAGGUGAAAUUAUUGGACCUGUGGAGAAUCCACGCGGAUAUCCUGGAGUCAAAGGUGAACGAGGAGAGCCAGGUAUUCCUGGUCUACGCGGUCAGCCAGGACUUGAUGCACUACCCGGGCCACCAGGAUUGAGUGGAGCACCAGGAUAUCCCGGAGCACCUGGCGAUUCGUAUCCGGGACCACCGGGUCGUGAUGGUGCUAAGGGAGAACGAGGUGCUGAUGGUUUGCCAGGUUUUCCGGGACCAAUGGGACCUCAAGGGCCACCGUUUAGCGGUCUGAUUCGGGGUCUUGUUGGUCGUGACGGAUAUGAUGGAGCACCAGGUCUUAAAGGAAUGCGUGGCGCCGAUGGUUUGCCUGGUUUGCCAGGGGCACCUGGUCUUGAUGGUGCUCCCGGAAGAGUUGGUGAACCGGGUGCUGAUGGAUAUCCUGGAUUACCGGGGCUAACUGGAGCGCCUGGACUAGCCGGUUUACCGGGAGAUGAUGGAUACCCGGGAAUCCCGGGCGAAAGAGGACAGCCAGGAGCGAGCGGCCUUCCUGGUCUACCAGGUUUGCCUGGCAAGCGUGGUGAACAAGGAUAUGGCUUGGCUGGGCAGGUAGGCUUUCCUGGAGCGAAGGGUGAGAGUGGCAAACCCGGUCUUCCGGGACGUGAUGGAGCUCCUGGACGACAAGGACUGCCAGGAACGCCCGGUGCGAAAGGCGAAAAAGGUGAGAACGGUUAUCCCGGAUUUGCUGGAAUUCCUGGAGCCAAGGGUGAACGCGGUGUAUCGGGAAUACCCGGGAAAGUUGGGCGGCCAGGACGAGUAGGAGAAGUUGGUGUACCAGGUCUUCCGGGGGCACGAGGAAAAGAUGGUACACCCGGCAGGAACGGUUUACCUGGUUUUAAAGGCGAACGUGGUUUUGAUGGAUUACCGGGCUUACCUGGGGAAGUCGGAGCACCGGGCAUUCCCGGAGCUCCCGGUGAAGAUGGUUUUCCUGGUUUUCCGGGACUUAAAGGUGAACGUGGUGCAGAUGGAGUUCCUGGACGGCCUGGUUACACUGGUGCACCCGGCGAUCGUGCACUGGAUGGGAUACCCGGACUGCCGGGAGCUCCUGGAGAAACAGGUUUACCGGGUGUUCCUGGUCUAGAGGGACUUCCUGGAUUGGCUGGAGCACCGGGUGACAGUGGCUUACCGGGUGCAAAAGGUAUGCGGGGUGAACCCGGACGAUUCGCACAUGUGGGUCCACCAGGUGACAUCGGCUUGCCGGGCCCGCAAGGUCCAGUCGGUUUACCGGGUCGGGAUGGAUUCCCGGGCGUUAAGGGAGAACGUGGUGCAGAUGGAUUCGGUUAUGCGGGUCUACCUGGUGCGAAAGGCGCUGUUGGUGAGCCUGGCGCUGAUGGUCUCGAUGGAGCUGAUGGUUUCCCCGGGUUGCCGGGAAUGAUCGGAUUCCCAGGAGCGAAAGGUGAACGAGGUGAUGCUGGAAGGAAUGGCGAGAAUGGCUUUGCUGGACGUCCGGGAACGCCUGGUCUAAAAGGUGAACGCGGUCUGCCGGGACUACCAGGUGUCGCUGGACUUCAAGGACCACCAGGAUUGGAUGGUUUGCCUGGGCAGAAAGGCCACGCCGGUCUUCCGGGUGAGCCUGGCUUUAAUGGUCAAACUGGGCAACCGGGAGUGCCUGGAAGAAAAGGAGAAGCUGGACUACCGGGAUUACCUGGACUUGGUGGACCAGUUGGACCAAUCGGAAAAUCGGGUGAAGUUGGUUUUCCUGGAUUACCUGGUAUGCCCGGUGAUGAAGGUUUAACUGGCCUACCGGGAAUACCGGGUGUAAAAGGUAUGCGUGGCAAUGCAGGUGCGCCAGGUGCACCCGGUGCAGAUGGUCGUCCUGGUCUUGCUGGUGCACGUGGUGAAGAAGGACGUCCAGGAUUACCGGGGGCAGCAGGAACUGGUGUCCAAGGUCCACCUGGUGAUGCAGGUUAUCCUGGAUUAGACGGCAAACCGGGUCUACCUGGCCGAAAAGGAGAACGAGGUUUGGAUGGGCUACCGGGUCUGCCAGGUGCACCGGGCAUGCGAGGCGUUGAUGGUUCUCCGGGUUAUGUUGGCGAGAAAGGUAUCGCUGGAAUCCCAGGAAAACCAGGUAAUCAAGUUAUCGUUUCAUUCCAAUGUUAA